Zea mays is the source of this 2658-nucleotide messenger RNA. RefSeq names its product G-type lectin S-receptor-like serine/threonine-protein kinase At2g19130. The transcript has a single exon. Gene Ontology annotation, biological process: recognition of pollen. Lineage: Eukaryota; Viridiplantae; Streptophyta; Magnoliopsida; Poales; Poaceae. The coding region runs from base 29 to 1321 and encodes 430 amino acids. The record is from RefSeq and is a predicted model, not a curated record.
UUUCCCUCGAUCUGUUCACUGCUCUGCCAUGGCUUAUCUCCACAUCCUCAUAGUACUACUCUCCUCCCUGCAUCUAAUCCUUGGAAACCAUGCAACGACGACGAGGGACACCAUCUCAGCUGGCCAACCGCUACGCAUUCACGACAAGCUCGUCUCCCAGAAUGGAAGGUACGCCCUAGGGUUUUUCGAGGCGGGUAGCUCCCAAAACACAAGCAACUGGUACCUUGGCAUAUGGUUCAAUAGCAUCCCCAAAUUUACCGUAGGGUGGGUAGCAAACAGGGAUGCCCCAAUGAAGAACCACACCUCACUGGAGCUCAAAAUCUCCCACGACGGCAACCUUGUUGUCGCAAACCGGGCCACCGACUCCAUUGUCUGGUCGACUGAGGUCAACAUGAACUACAGAAACAACACCAUUAUUGCUGUUCUGCUGAACAGCUCAAAUCUUGUCCUAAGGGACGACGAUGCCUCCAACUCGUCCAGCAUUAGUAUAUGGCAAAGCUUUGACCACCCGACAGAUUCGUUGUUCCAGUGGGCUAAGCUUGGUUGGGACAACGCCACCGGUCUCAACCGCCGCCUCGUCUCCAAGAAAAACUCAAUCAGCCCGGCUAGUGGACUGUACCGAGAGGAGCUAGACCCUAGUGGCGUUAACCAAGUCGUCCUCGCGUCACUGAUCAGGUCCACCAAACCAUAUUGGGCCAGCGGUGCGUGGAACGGAAAUAGGUUUAACUCGUCGCCGGAGGUGUCAAGGAACGUUGGUUUCCUAUCAUUUGUAGAGACUACGCACGAGAAGUAUCACACAUACCAUGUGUCAGAUGAAGUCGAUGUUUAUUACAACUUGGGUGUGUCGGGUCAAGUAAAGGUAUUCGUUUGGCCUCAAGGUUCACAGGACUGGGUACUCGCCCAUGCCGAACCUAGAUCUCCAUGCGAUGUGUAUGCAGCCUGUGGCCCUUACACAGUCUGCGAUGAUGGCGCUCUGCCUCACUGCACUUGCAUGAAGGGGUUCACUGUAACGUCCGUUGAAGACUGGGAGCUAGAUGAUCGAAGCAGUGGGUGCUCAAGGAACACCGCACUAGAUUGCAAUUUGUCAGGUGAAAGUUCAGUCAGAUCCAUGGAUAAGUUCUUGUCUGUUCCAUGUGUUAGCUUCGGACAAAGUGAACACAAAACAGAUGGCGCUAAAAGCAGUGGUGAGUGUGCUCAAGUCUGCUUGCGCAAUUGCUCCUGCACUGCAUAUUCCUUCAGCAACGAUACAUGCCUUGUUUGGCAUCAAGAAUUGCUAAACAUAAGGCAAAUUCAAUGUGGUGCCGCAGCAGAUUCAAACUGAGGAACUCUUAACCUUCGUCUUGCAGCGAAAGAUAUCCAAAGUUUAGAGAAAAGCAAAAGAGUACUUGCUAUUAGAGCUGCUAUCGGUACUAGUGCUGCUGCUGCUGUUUUAUGUUUGUUUGCACUCAUCAUGCUGAUAAUGACGUGGAGAAACAGAAGGAAGAGCUCUUACGGGAUGUCACAAGUUGCCCAAGGUUGCAAUGGCAUCAUCACAUCGUUUCGAUACAUCGAUUUACAACGCGCAACUAAGAAUUUCUCAGAAAAGCUAGGUCAAGGUGGUUUUGGUUCAGUAUUCAAGGGGUUCUUGAGUUGCUCAACAGCAGUGGCAGUGAAGAGGCUUAACCAUGCUCAUCAUGGAGAGAAGCAAUUCAGAGCUGAAGUUAAGUCAAUUGGAAUAAUCCAACACAUUAAUUUAGUCAGAUUAGUUGGUUUUUGCUGCCAGGGUGCUAGAAGGUUGCUUGUUUAUGAACACAUGCCAAAUGGCUCUCUUGAUAUUCAUCUUUUCCGGAGCCAUACUACACUAUUGAAGUGGAGCACUAGGUAUCAAAUAGCAUUGGGAGUUGCCAGAGGACUGACCUACUUGCAUGAGGGGUGUCGCGACUGCAUCAUACAUUGCGAUAUUAAACCAGAAAAUAUUCUCCUUUCCGAUUCGUUUGCCCCGAAAAUUGCAGAUUUCGGGAUGGCCAAGAUCUUGGGGAGGGACGCUAGCCGAGCCUUAACUACAUUCAGGGGAACUAUAGGAUACCUUGCGCCUGAAUGGAUCACUGGAGUGGCUAUCACACCAAAAGUUGAUGUUUAUGCCUAUGGAAUGGUUCUAUUGGAAAUCAUUUCUGGACAGAGGAAUGCAUCUGUUUCAUGUUCUUCCAGUAUUAGCGAUCAUGACAUCUAUUACCCUGUGCAUGUCGCACGUGUGAUUGUUGAGGGAGAUGUAAUGAGCUUGUUGGACCACAGAUUGAACGGCGACGCCGAUUCCAAGCAGGUCGAAAUAGCUUGCAAGGUUGCAUGUUGGUGUAUUCAGGAUGAUGAGUCUAACAGACCAACAAUGGCCGAGGUGGUCAAGACCCUUGAGGGUUUACUAGAAAUUAACAAGCCCCCCAUGCCAACGUUACUUCAAGCUAUUGCCGGAAGCUAAGCCAUGGUUUGACUUGCUUAUAAUCCUUCUUUUUCUCAAAUGUAUCAUCUCUGAUACUUAUGGAGAUGCUUGUUUACUUUCUUUGUGUGAUUUUAUUUCAUAUAAAUUAUAUAAAAUGUAAAUUGUUGUAUAUCCAUUUUUGUAUGGUGUGUAGUGUUCAUAUGUACGCCACACAGAGUUGAUGCUCUUUAGUUUUGCAAAACAAA